UACAUGUCUGAAUUACAGAUAAGACAUGCCGUGAUAACAUAUCUUAAGUUGGUGUCUGUUCUAAAACUCAACACUACAGACCAUCACAAUGUAUUGGGUUCACUCAAUACUCGCUGUAUUUAUUUGUGUGUUGAGCGGCGUUGAUGCUAACCUCCAGGACUGUCUUGAUGUAGUAGACACUUACUGUCCCCCAGAAGCCAGUCCCCAUGUGGAUCGGUAUUACUGUGACAGUAAAGGCAGAGUAUACAACGGCAGUUGCCAACUUCAAGAACAGUUCUGCAGGCUCACAUUUUCCCAUAACGAGUCAUUCCAUUUAACCAGACUAGGACCAAACUGUGACCAUCCUUUAUACAUUGCUGCCGUCCCUCGACCCCUUACUCCAGAGGAGACACAGUUAUUUGCUUCCAUUGUCCAUGGUGUGGACGACAGACUAAAAAGGUCCGAGAUGGCAGGCAUAACUGCCAACGCAUCCAAACCGAUCUUCUCUAAACAGGACCACACACACAAAAUAUACCAAAGGAAUCCGGACUGCUGGGCGUAUGACCUUGACUUGACUCCAAUAUCGCCAUGGAACAGCUAUGGGAAAACCCGGAAAGCUGGGACGUUGUUGUCCCCACGACAUGCGGUGUGGGCGAGGCACUACAGUAUCCGUGUUAACAGCACACUCCGGUUCGUGGACCGUCACAACAACGUGGUGGAUAGAACGGUGAUAAAGACGAGAGCUCUGUACACCAACACUUCGGCUCACCAGAGCUUCCUUCAUGGCCACGAUAUGGUGGUAGGACUCUUAGACAGCGAUGUACCAGCCUCUAUCUCCUUUGCCAAGGUUUUGCCUAGGAACUUCACCGUUCUUAGACCUCACAUGGAGAUGGUUCGAUUGCCUGUCUUCAGCACCGACUUUGAAGAGAAAGCAUUGGUCGCAGACUUCAGCUAUAUGAGCGGAAACAUGGCUUCCCUGACGGAACCCAUCACUACUUCCACAAGACACAAGUACUACGAACGAAAGAUCGUUGGGGAUAGCGGAAACCCGUCCUUCUUCAUUAUAGACAACCAGCUUCUGUUCCUUUUCGUAUUUACUUACGGAGGCGCAGGGUCUGGCACUUCCAUUCAGUACAACUUUGAUGAAAUCAACUCCAUCAUGGCACACCUCGGUGGGGGAUAUCAGUUGACAGAAAUCGAUUUGUCACAUUUCAUAACUGCUGCUAAAGUAAAUGCUUUGUUUGGUAGUCCUUUGUUUGGAUAGUUUUUUUUGCAAUAAAAAUAUCUUGUCUUUGA
Messenger RNA from Pecten maximus, 1275 nucleotides. RefSeq lists its product as uncharacterized. NCBI's taxonomy places the organism in Eukaryota, Metazoa, Mollusca, Bivalvia, Pectinida, Pectinidae. Bases 89 to 1243 code for a protein of 384 amino acids. The transcript is spliced from 3 exons. The record is from RefSeq and is a predicted model, not a curated record.